AUGUCGCAGCUCUCCGAUGUCUACGCAUCAUCUAGCUUCGAUGGGGUGCAAUUAGACACGCUACAAUACCUUGUUCCUAACGAUUCCCUAUCCCAACGCGAAAGCCAGAGUCAACUACUAUCCGAAAGUCAGUUUGGAUCAGUUCCAGACCUUCCAGACCUUCCAACCCAUCGAUCGCGCGUGGCACCUCAGGCCCCAGACACUCUUACACGAAUCAAACCAGACCGUAUCAACGAGUACGUUGUCUUUACAACUACAAUGACCGCAGAAUUUAUUCAGUGGUGGCUUGAAACCGACUUUGGUAAGAAGAAGCGGAUCAACUGGGAUGUGAACCGUCGUGCAGAGUGCUGGAAAGGGUUUCAACAAGUUGCAAAUACCAAAGAUGGGAAGCCAGACGUUAUAUGCAAACGGUGCCGUACAAUUCUUGAGCACCCAACUACCAACCAUACUGGAACCUCAUCGAUGCAGAAACAUCUCGAUGGGCUAAGGUGCCGACAGCGAAUACCGAAGAAGGGUAAUAUCCAGCAACUACUUAGUGACGCGGCUGAGAGAAGACCAGCGCCUACCUUUACCCAGCAAAUAUGGGAGCAGAAGAUCCUAAACCUGAUCACUGUAUCGCAUUUACCCUUCCUAUUUGUCGAACAUCAAGAAUUCCACGACCUCCUUUCCUACGCACGGCUAGCACCCACACUACCAAGUGUUCCAUCAAGAAAGGUGAUUCGUGAGCGCCUUCAGGAUUUUGUUAUAGAACAUCAACAGGAGACACUACAACGGCUUCCAUCUAGUGCAAGAAUGUCGAUUGCGCUUGACUGUUGGACUUCUCCAUUCCAGCAAGCAUUCAUGGCUAUCACAGGAUACUUCCUAGACCAGGAAUGGGAGUAUCGCGAGGUUCUCCUUGGGUUUGAGCCAAUAUCUGGAUCUCAUACUGGAGUGAACCUCGGUAGGGUUGUUCUCCAGAUCCUAGAGAAGCACCAGAUCGCUGACCGUAUACUGGCGGUGACAACUGAUAAUGCGUCUAAUAAUAAGACACUUAUCGCAGCGGUGAAUGAUUCGACUAAGACGCUACAGCAAGAGACAGAUUCUACAAUUGUCCAAGUGCCCUGCCUUGCGCAUGUUAUUCAAUUGAGUCUAACUGAUUUACUUGGUAAAAUUAAGGCCGCCCCGAAGAAUAACAACACCGAGACGGAAUGGUCUGAAGAUCGUGUACAUUCACUUCGUGCACGCCAGCAGAAACAUGAGAUCGCCGAUACUCUAAAUAAGGUUCGCGGCCUUGCAGUUUAUAUCAACGGAAGCCCUCAACGCAAAGAAGCCUUCUUGAAUCUUCAAUCUAAUAAUGCUGGGAUAAGGCUUCUCCCAAUCCAGGAUGUCCGUACACGAUGGAAUUCGACAUUUCUGAUGCUUCGGCGGGCGAAAAGACUUCAUGACAUAUUCGACAAGUACUGCAAGGACUACACCCAAACCCAUUUUGCAUUGAGUAUUGAGGGGUGGCGGCAGAUUGACUAUCUACUUUGUAUUCUCCAGCCCUUUUUUACGCUUACUACGCUAGUUUGUCGUACUAAAGACUCGAGUAUCCACCUUAUCUUUAGGAUUUAUAACAAGCUUUUUGAUCAUCUUGAAAGAUCAAUUCGUCAGCUUCGUCGAAAGAAAGUUCACUGGAAACAGCUGAUGCUUUCCUCCCUUGAGGCUGCGAAGGAGAAACUGAAGAAAUACUACGGCGAGACAGAUGAUAUCGAAGGUAAUCUUUAUGCAAUUGGGACGAUCUUAGCGCCAUCAAGUAAGAUGGAGUUCUUUUCAACAGGUGAUUGGGACCUAGAUCCUGAGAUAGGAAAGGACUAUAGAAAAGAAUACCGCAAGAGUCUUCAGUCUCUUUUCGAGAGAUAUAGCCAACGUGUACCAUCAGAUAUGAUACAGCCUAAUAGCCAGUUAUUAAUAACUGAAUCGGAGCUAGAGAGGGCCCUUGACGGUGAUUCUUCACCACGAUCAAUUGCUCCACAGUACGACGAGCUCACCAAAUAUCUCCAGAGUGAUACUAUUAAAGGAUCUGUUCGGAUCUUCUGGAAAGAUCAUCAGAGAGAGUUCCCUGUUCUUGCAAGCAUUGCCCGUGAUAUCAUGUCAAUUCCAGCAACUGGUGCCGGAGUUGAGCGUCUGUUUAACUCUGCUCGGGAUGUAUGCCACUACCGCCGGGGGUCGUUGAAUCCAGAGACUAUUCGUGAUAUUAUGUUGUACAUGUGUACAACAAAAUUUGAUAUUGAGGAGGAGCAGCGGCUGAUUCUCCAAGAGUAUCUCUUAGACCAUGAGAUAGCAGCUUCGGCAGAAGCACUUGAUGUCCAGACACAUACCUUCGAGGCUAUCAGUGAUGACGAGGAGGAGGAUAUUGAGUUGCGUCUUGAUACACCGGCUGCUGUAUCAAUUAUGCAAACAACCCCAAACGUACCGCCACUCUCAGCGGUUGCCGCUGGAAAGCGGCCUGCGGUCACUUCUGGUGAUGAGGAAGAUUCUGAUGCCGAUGGAUUUGUGAACCCGGAGGAGAACCUAUUAUUAUCCUUCCCUAAUACGCAGCAUCGUGUAUCAGACACUAUGCUAUAG
Molecule: messenger RNA, 2586 nt
Organism: Penicillium manginii
Lineage: Eukaryota; Fungi; Ascomycota; Eurotiomycetes; Eurotiales; Aspergillaceae
Exons: 5
Coding region: 1-2586 (861 amino acids)
Molecular function (GO): protein dimerization activity; DNA binding
Source: RefSeq, a predicted model, not a curated record